Molecule: messenger RNA, 970 nt
Organism: Papaver somniferum (opium poppy)
Lineage: Eukaryota; Viridiplantae; Streptophyta; Magnoliopsida; Ranunculales; Papaveraceae
Product: protein DOG1-like 3
Exons: 2
Coding region: 101-901 (266 amino acids)
Biological process (GO): DNA-templated transcription
Molecular function (GO): sequence-specific DNA binding
Source: RefSeq, a predicted model, not a curated record
UAUAUUACCAUGUAUAUAGAUAAAGAUGUAGAUAAGACAUACACUAUUACUUCACUUGUUGUGUGCACUUAGAAGAUUCCGUCAAACUUUUCUCGAGUUCAUGAUGGCAAGCUCAUCAGAUCAAGUUCAAAUCCUUGAAUGCUACCAGAACUGGAUGAUUGAACAACAACAACUUCUUCAAGAGCUCUUACAAGUACGCAGCCAAAAGCCAAACGACGAGCAAGAACUUUGUUGUAUCAUCGAAAAACUUAUCAAACACUUUCAAGAGUAUACUAAUAGAAGAGCCCAACUUGCAGUAGACAAAGCUUCAUCCAUUUUCUCACCUAUGUGGUGUACUUCCAUUGAGAAUUCUUACCUAUGGUUCGGGGGUUGCAGACCUUCGUUAUUGAUUCAACUCGUUUACACGCUUUGUGGUUCUCAACUUGAGUCACAACUCAGCGAGCACUUACAAGGAGUGAGAAGAGGCAACUUAGUUGAGUUAUCAGCAGAUCAACUAAGUCGUGUUAGUGAGUUAAGAUGUAGCACAAUUCGAGAAGAACAGAGACUUUCAAGGAGGAUGGCUGGUUUACAAGAGAAUAUAGCCGACUCUCCACUCACUAGGUUUGCUAGUAACAACUCAGAUGUUAUAGAAACCGAGUCCCAUAUUGAACAAGUUGAUCAGGCUUUGGAUUCACACUCAAAAGAUCUGGCAAGUGUGUUAGUUGACUCAGAUAAGUUGAGGAUGAAUACGUUGAAAGAACUAAUAGGCAUCUUCACACCAUUACAAGCAGUGGAUUUUCUGAUUGCUGGCAAGAAACUCCAUCUUUGUAUGCAUCAAUGGGGCCAAAGGAGGGAUCAUCUGCAUGGACAUAGGAAAACGCUAAGGUCUUGUGGAUACAUUAGACGGCCACUCCAUCUAUAAAAACAGAAAAAACAAAGAGAAAAACAAAGCUUUUCCACAGUAGUCUGCACUUUCAAUAUUAGUACACGC